UUCUCACCAGGUCCAAAAAUUGACAAUCAAACAGAGAAAAGGCCAAAGCGUGUCCAUCUCUCUCGCUCGCUCUCUCUCUCUCUCUCACUCUCAACUCCCGCGGGAAUGCUGCCGUACCAGACGCUCGACGAGGCCUCGGCCGCGCUGGGCCGAAACCUGACCUACUCGGAGACCCUCUGGUUCACCUACUCGGCCCGGAAGUCCGACUACUUCCUCUACUGCCACACCAUUCUUUUUCUCUUCUUCGUCUUCUCAGUCAUCCCUCUCCCUCUCGUCUUCGUGGAGAUCGCGCGCAUGGUCGGCUUCGACCGCCACAAGAUUCAGCCCAAGGCCAGGCUGACUUUGCCCGAAAUGUUUCGCUGCUACAAGGACGUCAUGCGCCUCUUCUUUCUCAUCGUGGGUCCGCUGCAGCUCGUUUCUUAUCCUUCUGUUAAGAUGAUUGGGAUUCGAACGGGAUUGCCAUUGCCUUCAGGAUGGGAAAUUGUUGCACAGUUGGUAGUGUAUUUCAUGGUAGAGGAUUAUACGAAUUAUUGGAUCCACAGGUUUCUACAUAACAAAUGGGGUUACGAGAAGAUUCAUCGAGUUCACCAUGAAUAUACAGCUCCAAUUGGAUUUGCAGCACCAUAUGCGCAUUGGGCUGAAAUUUUGAUCCUCGGGAUUCCUUCUUUCCUCGGACCAGCCAUGGUGCCUGGCCACAUGAUCACGUUCUGGUUGUGGAUUGCUUUACGGCAGAUUGAGGCGAUAGAAACUCACAGCGGGUAUGACUUCCCUUGGAGUCCCACAAAAUAUAUUCCAUUUUAUGGUGGUGCUGAGUAUCAUGACUACCAUCAUUAUGUCGGAGGACAAAGCCAGAGCAACUUUGCUUCAGUUUUCACCUACUGUGAUUACAUUUAUGGAACUGACAAGGGCUAUCGGUUUCAGAAGAGGCUCUUUCAGAAGUUGAAUGGGGAGUUGGAAACCAGUGGGGAGCAGAAUGGAGGCUCAUACCAUAUUUCUACCCAAGAUCUUAAAUCUGACUAGUUGUGAUUCUGCAGAACCCUAUCUGGAACAAUGCCCUCUGUUAUGUUUCUCACCAGUGACAACUCUCUGAAAUCUCUGAUUAGAACUUAUAAGUAUGCUAGUCAAAGUGCAAGUCCUUAGUGGCUAAGGUGGACAUUAACUUGGGGAUCUUCAAAAUUCUGAUGCUAUGUAGCUCCAGGGGGCAGGGGAGGGGGGGACUUCUAUAAUGUCAGGGUUUCAGAAAUUUGAAAUUUUGGUGUUUUCUGCGUUGUGCUUUAAAACAGACUUUCAUGAAUUAGGAUCUGACUUCUCAUUUUGUAUGUAUAUCUUUUCAAAUUAAUAUGUUUUUUUUUUUUUU
Molecule: messenger RNA, 1357 nt
Organism: Corylus avellana
Lineage: Eukaryota; Viridiplantae; Streptophyta; Magnoliopsida; Fagales; Betulaceae
Product: methylsterol monooxygenase 1-1
Biological process (GO): lipid biosynthetic process
Molecular function (GO): oxidoreductase activity; iron ion binding
Source: RefSeq, a predicted model, not a curated record